This is a messenger RNA of Myxocyprinus asiaticus (Chinese sucker), 3365 nucleotides long. RefSeq lists its product as uncharacterized. Gene Ontology annotation, cellular component: adherens junction. The coding region runs from base 68 to 2836 and encodes 922 amino acids. The record is from RefSeq and is a predicted model, not a curated record. Gene Ontology annotation, biological process: heterophilic cell-cell adhesion; homophilic cell-cell adhesion. The transcript is spliced from 14 exons. Lineage: Eukaryota; Metazoa; Chordata; Actinopteri; Cypriniformes; Catostomidae.
CAUACACACACCCUGACAAAUACGUACAAGUGUUUUUGCUCCAGUUGCCUUCCUUGAUGACUUCAACAUGGGGCUUCCAAUAUUUUUUAUUUUAGGAAUGGUGCUGAAUCUUGCACACAGCAGGAAAAUACAAGAUUCAGUGCCUAAAGACUUGGUUCUUGGCCAAGUUGUGACAGGGAUUUUGGGGGAAGAGGUCUACCUGCACUGUCUGUACACUGGGCAAAGUAAAAUCAUGUUCUCUUCCUGGAACCGUCUCGAUUCUUCAAAGAGUGCCAAGAAAAUGGCAGGCUACAAAUACAACAACAUUCCUUUCAACCGAGAAAACUUUGAUAUUCCUGCAUCAGUUACCAACCUCACUGUAAAGCUGAACGUAACCAGUCUUGAUGUAGAGGGAGAAUACACAUGCGUCUUCAACUCUGAUGAUGAUGAAACAAAGGACAACAUGUUGCUCAAGAUCAUUGCCCGGCCUGAUAUUGAUAUCACUGUGAAGGAGGAGGUAGUGAACGGGACCCUCUACCAAGCUGUCAGUUGCUCUGCAGCCAAUGCCAAGCCCGAGGCUUUCAUUAGCUGGGAGAUCUCCGGUGCCCUUCCAAGAGAUGACAUCUUCUCUGUGAACAUGAUUAAUACAACUCAUUUCAAUGGCACAACCAGUUCAAUAAGUGUACUUCGAUUCCCCCUUAUUAUGAAUAAUCAGAGUACUGUCACCUGUAUCAUCCAACAUCCAACUUUUCCUGGAAUUAAAAGAGCCAACAUAGAGGUGGACACAUUUGUUUCUCCUGUUAUGACCAUGGAGACAGUCUUGGUCCAGGAAGGGGGAGAAGAUUUUCAAGAAGUCAUCUGCACAGCGACAGGGGGGAGGCCUCAACCAAACAUCACAUGGAUGUUGCCUGAAUUAAAAAAUGCACCACCUUUACAGAGAAAUGUUUCAAAAGCAGAUUCAGUUAUUAGUUCAUUCCAGUUCCAGUCAGAUCUGUAUCAGGGUGAAAAUAUCACUUGCAUAUUUGGCUACAUGCUUCUUCCUUUCAUAAGCACGAGGACCCUUACUUUGCCAACUUACUAUCUCUCUUCCCUUCAGUUAAAGGAUCAUAGUCUUGCUAUGAAUGGUGGUGAAAAUCAGACUUUAUUGGUGUUUGAGGAAGGAGACACUAAUGUCAAAAUCAGUAUGAAUGUUUUGGGCAUUGUACCAAGUUAUAAAAUCAGCUGUACCAAGGAAGGCCAACCACUGCCUGAGGAUGUGGAUGUUGUUGGCAGUGAUGUUUUUAUCAAAGGACCUAUUGAGGAACAGCACCAUGCAGGACAAUACAUCUGUCAGGCUUCUUAUCGUAGACAUUUGGCCUCCUUACAGAUGAAAAUUGAAGUAAAUCCGAAAGUCAUAUUGCCAGAGACAUUCGCCCCUAAUAUUAGUUUGAAUCACAAUGUGAGUUCAGACCACAUUUACAUUGAGUGUUUGGCCUCCAAUGGUUUUCCUGCAGCAAACGUGUCCUGGAUCCUUCCACAAGAACUUAACAGUACAGUUCAAUCUGAUGUUGUUUCCUGUAACAGAUCAUGUUCUGUCAGAAGUGUGGUGACUGUGCCCAUGUGCAUGCCCCGUGAACACAAAAUUGAGUGCAUAGUUGAACAUCCCCUUUUUACGGGCAAAGAGGGACGAUGGUUGACUCUUUCCAAGUGUGCACCACCGAAUAUAACAUUGCAGUCCAGUAUUAAAUGGCAAAGUGGCAUUGCAUAUUCCAAGCUGGUGUGUUUGGUGGAGAGUCAGAGUCCAGCAGCAACUAUCACCUGGAAUACAGAGUGCUUUGGCAGUGACAAUAGUUUUAGUGAGUUCGCAAAGUCUGAGAAUCAGGAGAGUCAUAUGGUGACUGCUAAGAGUGUGGUACAAGUUCCAAUUUACUUGUUUUCCGGGUGCACCGUGACCUGUAUGGUUAAGCACAGAGGGUUGGAGAAACCAGAGAAUAAGAGCACUGACCUCCCAUCUUUAGGGCCAUCUGAAAGCCGCUUGGUUUUAGGAGAAGAGCGAUACACUCAUCUUUGGUAUGCUGUGUGUGAGUACAGUGGUGAUGGAUUGAAACCCAACAUCUCCUGGGUCCUUCCUGGUGUAGACACCAUAGUUCAGGCACCUGCUCAGGCCAAGUACAAUGGAAUUAAAGUACAAGUCAAUUCAACCUUCGAAUUUCAACUUGAUCAAUAUGAGGGGAAGGAGUUAAUUUGUUUGAUCCAGAAUGAGCAUGGCAACAUUGAGAGGCAACAAAAACUUGUUCCAAAAUAUUUUAUCUCAUCUAUUGAGAUUUUAAAUAAAACCACACUUGAUCGUAGAACUCAUGGGCAACAUGAACAUAGAUUUACUUUGCAAGAAAACCUCUUUAACCAGAAGAUACUUCUCAGAGCCCAUGGCAAUGCACCAUCGUACAAGACUCAGUGUUACAGGGAAGACGGGUCAGCAGCAUGCACAGAGGGCAUGGCAUUGGUUUUUCCAGAUGCAAUAUCUGAACUGGAUGCAGGGCUGUACAUAUGCCAUGUCUCGUACCACCACCACAAGGCUACAUUCUCCCUUCGGGUGGAUGUAACUAGUGAAGAGACUCAACACAUGAUAUUCAUCACCAUUUGCUUCUCUUCGGCCGCAGCAAUCACACUGAUCUUGAUUGUUGUUUUGUGUGUCCUUUGUAAACCAAGCUGGAGUCACUCAUCAAACAAGAAAAACAGGAGAGAGUGCGAGUCUCUUGCAGCCCUGAUGCAGGAUCCUCGCAGCUCAGAAAAGACGGUGCUUCCAGGCGGGACCGGACCUGACUAUGCUGAACUUGUGCGCUAUUCUAUUGUUUUUGAUGCUAAAAGCACUGUGUGAGGUACCUGUUGGGUUUUACGAGGGACAAAAUUGUGCAAGAUGUUUUAAAGCAGAAGAAGAAGGCCUCCUUCAACUGUAUUUUUAAUCCAAUUAUUACAACUGUGAUAAAUAUACAUUGCAAUUUAAUUAAAUAUGAAAACAUUUCUCUUUUUUCUGUUUUGUUUUUUCUCUGGUUUUUUUUUCAGCUAUUGUUUUUCCUCAAUUAUUAAUACUGAUUGUCAGGUAACACGUCACAGUGAAAUAGCUUGGUUUUACUUUCAGCUUUAUGCUUUGGUAUUGUACUAAAUAAGUAGCAAUGUAUGUAUGAAGAUUCUGAGGUUUUUUUUUAUAAAUAUUUUAUUAUCUCUUUAAAUUGUUCUGAUUUGUGUUGAUUUACAAUUUGUUUUAAAGUCAAGAUGGUCUCUUCAAUCUUGUCCAAAUUGGGCCUCUACCUUGCAAACUGAGUGAAAUCUGUAACAUUGUAGCGCCCUCUGGUGACCAUGCUGUAUAUUGUGGUGGAAUUAAAUGAUAAAUCUGCCUCUAAUAUUAC